This is a messenger RNA of Ruditapes philippinarum (Manila clam), 634 nucleotides long. Its product is annotated as calmodulin-like. The record is from RefSeq and is a predicted model, not a curated record. Gene Ontology annotation, molecular function: calcium ion binding. The transcript is spliced from 5 exons. The coding region runs from base 74 to 634 and encodes 186 amino acids. NCBI's taxonomy places the organism in Eukaryota, Metazoa, Mollusca, Bivalvia, Venerida, Veneridae.
UAUAUAGUAACGUGACGUCAUAAAGGGAAAAUAAUAACCAUGUAGUUUUUUUCGCGCGAAACUUAAAAAAAAAAUGUCGAACUCCCUGGGCGUUGCAGAUAAGACGCUGGAUUCAAGCAUCUCUUCUGCAGAUGCGAGUACAAUGUUAUUACGUCUUGCUGGGAAGCAGCCAUCAAAGAAAGGAGAAACAGCAAGUGAUCAGAAGGACAAAAACAAAGGGCAAAAGGGUCCCAGUGGAAAACGGGACAGUGUUGUAAGCAAUGAUGGUACUGAUGGUGAUGAUUUACAAGACUUCAGAGAAUUAUUCAACAUGCUGGACCAAUCAAAUACUGGCAUCAUCACAGCAGAAAACUUGUACGCGGAACUGAGUCGUGUCGAUAGUGAGAUCACAUACGAAGAAGUUGAAGAUGUUCUGAAAAAAGUGGACAAGGAUGGCAAUGGCGAGAUAGAUUUUGAUGAGUUCUUGGUCCAUAUGACAAACUUGGGUGGAAAUCUGUAUGGGGAUGAAGUAGGGGAAGAAGAUGAAGAACAACGAAAAAAGAAAUCAAGGCGAAAGGAAAUGUUUUAUAAGACGAUAACAUGUUUCUCGCGAUCAAAAACAUACCCUUGCAGAUAUAGAGAAAACAAUUCCUAA